GAGAUGCUGCUGCCUGUGGAUGACAGCUGAAACAAGUGCACGCACUUCUCCCACACUGGAACACGGACAAGAUCUGCAUUUCCCUGCCGCUGUACUGUUUUUAAUCUGUCCUGCAGCAGACGAGCCUCUUGCUGAUACUAAAGCAGCUCUGUGCGCGACCAGGAAACUGCAGUGCGUGCGAUGACAGACUCGGAGCUGGACGGAAAGACGGAGGUCAAACAAGGCACAAAAUAUGUCAAAGAGACCGAGAACGUGGCGGAGAAAUAUUCCGCGUUGACUGUGAGCAAAAACAGCAGCGACGUGAACAUGAACGUGGGUGAAGUGUCCUCGGCCGCGUUCUCCGCAGUGCCUUCUAUGAAAUCCGUCAAGAAGAUCCAAUUUGUGAACGCAGAGGACAAACAAGAAUUCAGCAAGUUCCCAACCAAAGCUGGCCGCCGCUCUCUGUCCCGUUCCAUCUCACAGUCCUCCACAGACAGCUACAGCUCAGCUGCGUCUUACACAGACAGCUCUGAUGAUGAAACGACUCCCAGGGAAAAAACCCAGACCAACAGUCGCGGCAGCAAUGAUUUCUGUGUCAAAAACAUCAAACAGGCUGAAUUUGGCCGCAGGGAAAUUGAAAUUGCUGAGCAAGACAUGUCCGCUCUUAUCUCCCUGAGGAAGAGAGCCCAGGGGGAGAAACCUUUGGCAGGGGCUAAGAUUGUGGGCUGCACCCACAUCACUGCUCAGACUGCAGUGCUGAUUGAGACUCUGGUGGCUCUGGGGGCCCAGUGUCGCUGGACAGCCUGUAACAUCUACUCCACACAGAACGAAGUGGCUGCUGCUCUGGCGGAGACAGGAGUACCUGUGUUUGCCUGGAAGGGAGAGUCAGAGGAUGACUUUUGGUGGUGCAUCGACCGCUGUGUCACCAGUGAUGGCUGGCAGGCUAAUAUGAUUUUGGACGAUGGUGGAGACCUAACACAUUGGGUUUAUAAGAAGUAUCCCAGCACAUUCAAAAAGGUCCGAGGUAUCGUUGAGGAGAGUGUCACCGGAGUGCACAGAUUGUACCAGUUAUCUAAAGCUGGAAAGCUGUGUGUUCCUGCAAUGAAUGUGAACGACUCAGUGACUAAACAGAAGUUUGACAACCUCUACUGCUGCCGUGAAUCCAUCCUGGACGGCCUGAAGAGGACCACUGAUAUAAUGUUUGGGGGCAAACAGGUGGUGGUUUGUGGUUAUGGAGAGGUGGGUAAAGGCUGUUGCACUGCUCUCAAAGCUCUCGGGGCCAUUGUGUGCAUAACAGAGAUCGACCCAAUCUGUGCCCUGCAGGCCUGCAUGGAUGGUUUUCGAGUGGUGAAGCUGAGCGAGGUCAUCCGGCAGAUGGACGUGGUGAUCACCUGCACUGGUAACAAAAAUGUUGUCAGCAGAGAGCAGCUGGACAGAAUGAAGAAUGGGUGCAUCGUCUGUAACAUGGGACACUCAAACACUGAAAUUGAUGUGGCCAGUCUGCGCAGCCCAGAGCUCACCUGGGAGAGGGUCCGCUCUCAGGUGGACCACAUCAUCUGGCCCGAUGGGAAGAGGGUGGUCCUGCUAGCAGAGGGUCGCCUCCUAAAUCUGAGCUGUUCUACAGUGCCUACCUUUGUUCUGUCCAUCACUGCAACCACACAGGCUCUGGCUCUGAUCGAGCUGUUCAAUGCCCCAGAGGGACGCUACAAGCAAGAUGUGUAUCUGCUGCCCAAAAAAAUGGAUGAGUAUGUGGCCAGUCUGCACUUACCGAACUUUGAUGCUCACCUCACUGAACUGACAGACGAACAGGCCAAAUACAUGGGCCUCAAUAAGAACGGACCCUUCAAACCCAACUACUACAGGUAUUAAUGAAAAAUGUCCUCUCUUGUAGCCCUGAUAAACAGAGACCUAUAUUUUAGAUUUUAAGAUGGAACAAAAGAAAGAUUAUUUUACACAUGAAUGUAACUUAUUAAUAAUAGUUUAGAUGUGAAAUAUAACAUAAUAUUUUAAAGAUAUAUAUGAUGUACAACAUCCUGUAACCAAUACAGUUUUAAAUGUCUUGUUAUGUAAACCCUGCUUGCAUGCUCUAUGUAUACGUUUUUACUUUCACCUUUUCCACUUUUUAUUUGUUUGUUUACUUUUGACACACAGUGCCAAAAUGUGGCCUAAAGGAAACAUAGCAUAGUCUCUUUUAUUUUCUGUUUAUAAUUAUUUCUUUGAAUGGUAUCGGCAUGCGGGCCUUAAAAGGUAAUAUCCAGCCAAUACUCUGUUUUAAACUCUGACUCACUAGGCGAGCGAAUCAACGAUUAUGUAAUGGCAUGUACUGUUCUGCAUGGAUGUUUAUCAUGAAUAAUAAUAUCAAUGAAAGAAAUGCAUGUUUAGAUGAGUGUUUGUAUGGAGUCGCUUUUGUUAUAUUUAGCCAUGACAUAGUACCGGAUAUUACCUUUUGGGAUUAGCAUGAAUGUGCCUUUAAAUACAAAUGAUCAGCACUGACCUUAAUACAUUCCUUUGAAGAUAUCACACUUUUAUUUCUUUUCUUCGAUAAAAAUAUAUAAUGAAUUUACCUAGAUUUUAUCUUUGCCAUUCAACUGUCAAUGUCUUAUAUUGAUCACUGAAAAUAUUUUAAAUGAUUACAAUGCAAGUGUGUUAAAAUGAAAGUGCAAUAAAGCUUUUACCAAUGAAGA
Periophthalmus magnuspinnatus is the source of this 2663-nucleotide messenger RNA. It is a transcript of the gene ahcyl1, whose product is annotated as adenosylhomocysteinase-like 1. Gene Ontology annotation, biological process: L-methionine cycle. The record is from RefSeq and is a predicted model, not a curated record. Bases 181 to 1848 code for a protein of 555 amino acids. Gene Ontology annotation, cellular component: cytosol. The transcript is spliced from 17 exons. Lineage: Eukaryota; Metazoa; Chordata; Actinopteri; Gobiiformes; Gobiidae.